AUGAGGUCGGGCUACUGUGGCGCGGCCCCACCGAAGACUCCUGGCGACUACAUCCGCUCGUGCUUGCAGAAAAAGUACGCGGUCGUUCACCAGGGCCACCCCAGCCAGGUGGGAGCCUUGAUGGCAGACGCGCCGGCUCUGCCCCCCGCGCCCGCCGCGUCGGGCAGGCCCGAGUCGGCCGAUGCAGCGGGGCUCGCGCAUGCGCCGGGAGGCCUCCGCUCCGAGUCGCCGCGGCCAAGCUCGAGCGACGCAGCCGCGCCCCCUGCGCACGCCGCCGCGCCAGCACUGGCGGCGGGCGGGCCGACGUCGGCCGUGCUUCCGGGGCUGGCCAGUGGCGUCGACGCGGCCAGGCAGGACGGCUUCCUCUCCGAGCCACCACGGUUGGACUCGAGCGACGCCGCCGCGCACCCGGCCGCGGCGCCCGGGCAAGAGGCGCUGGCCAUCCGACCUGCGGCUUCCGCUUGGGCGGGGCCCGCGCUGCUGGAACGCUGCGUGGACAGCGGCGCCGCCAUCGGCAUCGCCGCCCUGGGCGCCGCCACCUCUUCCUGCGUCGUGUACCUGGCCAGGAGGUCGGCGGCAGUGGCGGACUGA
This is a messenger RNA of Prorocentrum cordatum, 591 nucleotides long. Lineage: Eukaryota; Dinophyceae; Prorocentrales; Prorocentraceae. The record is from the annotation of a GenBank genome assembly.